Molecule: messenger RNA, 765 nt
Organism: Macadamia integrifolia
Lineage: Eukaryota; Viridiplantae; Streptophyta; Magnoliopsida; Proteales; Proteaceae
Product: transcription and mRNA export factor ENY2-like
Exons: 5
Coding region: 154-489 (111 amino acids)
Biological process (GO): poly(A)+ mRNA export from nucleus; regulation of transcription by RNA polymerase II; positive regulation of DNA-templated transcription
Cellular component (GO): SAGA complex; nuclear pore; DUBm complex
Molecular function (GO): transcription coactivator activity; chromatin binding
Source: RefSeq, a predicted model, not a curated record
GACUCUCCCUUCCUCCCUCCCUUGAGUCCUCGAUAUCCAGGUUUCCUCCAGGAAGUCACUGUGAACUUGGGUUCUGGUUCAACUUUCAACAAACAGAGGAACCGAUUGAGACUGAGAAUCUGAGAUCUCGUUUGCUUGGAACAACAUAGUAUAAUGAGGGCUUCUAUCAAUCGUCCACCAACACCAGACGCAGAGGAAGACCAAGAAAAAGAACUAACCCUUCAAGAGAUCAUCAACAUCAAAUUAAUUGAGAGCGGGGAAAAAGAACGAUUGAAGGAGCUUCUGAGGGAAAGGCUUAUCGAAUGUGGAUGGAGAGAUGAAAUGAAAGCUCUUUGCAGAGCAUUUACUAAGAAGAAAGGAAGGAAUAAUGUUACUGUGGAUGACCUUGUACAUGUAAUAACCCCUAAGGGCAGAGCCUCAGUUCCUGAUUCUGUAAAGGCUGAACUGUUGCAGCGCAUCCGAACUUUUCUAGUGUCAGCAGCUCUGUGAUCCUGAAAUCUCAAUUCUCCUUGCUCUCACAGUUUCUUCUAGGAGUUUUUUCUCUGCUUUUAGUGUCUUGGUGUCAUUUGCAGACUCAGCCCUCUUGAUUUAAGGUCCUGAUGGAAGUCUACCAGUCCUUGUUUCAAAUUGCAGAUGUACCUUGGGUGUGAAAAAAUAAUUAAUUUGCUCAUAGUAACAGUAUGUAUUGUAAUUGAAUGUUCCCUGUCAAAAGCUUUGACAUUCAAUUAAAGUUUGAAUGAAGGGUGUUAAGGUUGUUAUCCAGAA